Molecule: messenger RNA, 1486 nt
Organism: Sphaeramia orbicularis (orbiculate cardinalfish)
Lineage: Eukaryota; Metazoa; Chordata; Actinopteri; Kurtiformes; Apogonidae
Gene: mrpl1
Product: mitochondrial ribosomal protein L1
Exons: 10
Coding region: 25-1071 (348 amino acids)
Source: RefSeq, a predicted model, not a curated record
CUUUUGCUUCAGUCUUGUGUUUUAAUGGGAACGUUUAUUUCUCAGCCGGAACUAUUGUUGUUAUCAUUGUUUCCUUACGGACUGGUCAGUUUCCCGGACAUGGCGAGCAGCACGCGCACUCUGUGGAAAGUUUUAGCAGGAUGUCAGAGGCAGCUGCUGACCGCCGGUGGUCCUGCCUACCUGGGCAUCUCACACACUGCAACAAACAAACUCCCUGUGAGGACUUUUGCUGCCCUCAAGACUCGAAGGAAAGAUAAGAAAGUGGAAGAAGUGAAGGAGCCCAAGAAAGAGAAGAAAAUCAUCGAUGACAAAGACAGGCACAAACCCUUCGGGAAGACUGCGUGGGCGCCUGUGGAUGAUGUGUACAUCAUGAGGUUUUAUCCCCGGACCAUCUAUGGCGUCACAGAUGCCAUCGACCUGCUGAAGAGCUUCCAGGCGUUGGACUUCACUCCGCACAACCAGCCUGUUUACAUCGACCUGAGGCUGGACAUGAAGCUGGAGAAGAAGAAAAAAGUUGACCCGUUCGUCAGCACCGUUCAUCUACCACAUUCAUUCAAGACGGAGAUGAACAGAGUUUUAGUUUUUACAGAGGAUGCGAAUCAGGCCAAAGCUGCCCAGGACAACGGAGCGGUGUUUGUCGGAGGAGCAGAGCUCAUAGAGCCGAUCUUAGAGGACCAGAUCUCUGCAGACUUUUACGUAGCCGUGCCAGACAUGCUCCCGAAGCUCAUACCGCUGAAAAACAAACUGAGGAAGAAAUUUCCCAAGAGCAAGAGAGGCUCAGUCGGCAACAACAUUCCUGAGAUGCUGAAGUUGUUUAAGACGGGACAUGAGUACCUGGUGAUGAACGACUGCUACGUCCAGACGCAGAUCGCCACGCUUGACAUGCCUAAGGAGCACAUCUACGCCAACCUGCAGACGGUUCUGAUGGACGUGUGUUCACACCGACCGGCCGAUUUAGGUCCGUUCAUUGAAAGAGCCAUCAUCGCCAGUCGCACCAGUGAAGCUCUGUGGUUCAGGAGCGAUGACGUUUUACCCAAACCAGCAGCAAAAACGGAAGAAAAGGAGGAGUGACCGACCUCAGAUGUGAAUCAGAGGUUCAUCAUACAAGGUGACCAGGAGAGGAGAGUGACGGCUCAUAAAUCAGCUCCAGAGUCGUAAACAAGUCUGGAUCAGAGCUGGAAAAGGGUUUAGAAUUCAAAGAACAGGAGCCUCAGGUCUGCUUUUAUGAACACUCUUCAUUUCUCUUAUCAGAUUCACUUUCUGGUCCGUCGGUGUUUGGUUUUAAUCACCUUCAAACGCCUUUUAAAACAGCAGUGAUUAUUUGUUUUUGGUAACAGCUCCAGAGUUUAUCCUUCAGGUGUUCUGGAAUAUUAACCCUUUCAUGUAUGACAUAGUUUCAGCUCACUUUCCACAGGGUUAUAAAGGCGAUGUUCUCCAGACCACAUGGGGCGGUGUCUGUAGACCCUAAGCAGUGGUUUUCAGCCUU